AUAGAACACAACUAUGACUAUAGCUAGCAUUUUUGUCAAAAAAAAACACUUUAGAUUUAGCUAGCACAGCAUUAAUUGAUAAGUAAAAGUGUAACUCUUUUAUCCAAACGGACUUAUUUUACACUACACACCGUUAUGCAUUGAUAAUAGCUAUAAAAAGCGCAGCGGCGAAAACGAAACUCCUUUACAAAAAAACCAAACAACUCUUCCAAACUCUGCCGCCAAAAAUAUCACUCUCAUCUCUAAACGCACCGUUUCAUACACUCACUUCAAUAAUCAUCAAUUACUACUUCAUUCUCCUUCACCACCGUGUUUUUCUUCUCGAAUGCCGAGUCACUGACUCACUCACUCACUCAUUCACUGACUCACCAUAACCGACCAAAAAGACAACAAUGUCCUCGCGUCGCCACUCACUCAGCGGCCCUCCUCAACUCACCGGCACACCUUCCACUCACGAGCUCCGGCAACGAGUCAUCAACUGUCUCAACAAACUCUCCGACAGGGAUACACUCGCCGGCGCCACCGUAGAGCUUGAAUCCAUCGCUAAAACGCUAAACCAAGACUCGUUUUCUUCUUUUCUCUCAUGCAUUCAUAACACUGAUUCAUCUUCCAAAUCACCGGUUCGUAAACAAUGUGUUAAUCUUUUGAGUCUUCUCUCGCGUUUCCACGGUGAUGCUCUUUCUCCUUUUUUGUCUAAAAUGAUCGCCACCGUCCUCCGACGGUUGCGAGAUCCGGAUUCCGUUGUAAGAUCUGCUUGUGUCGACGCUGUUGCUGAGAUGUCGUCGCGCAUUACUCGUCCGGCGUUCUCUGUUGCGUUUCUGAGGCCGUUUAUGGACGCUUUAGCGAUGGAGCAGGACGCGAAUGCGCAGAUCGGAGCUGCGUUGUGUCUUGCUGCGGCUGUUGAGGCGGCGCCGGAGCCGGAUGUGGAGUCGCUCCGGCGUACAACGCUUCCGAGGCUAGGGAAGCUUCUGAAGACUGAGUCGUGUAAGGCGAAGGCGCCGUUGUUGGUGCUGAUCGGAAGUGUGGUUGCUGUUGGUGGUGCUUCGAGUCGUGCAGCGAUGAACUGGUUGGUUCCGUGUCUUGUUGAGUUCCUCGGAAGUGAGGAUUGGACUGUUAGAAAAGCCGCCGCCGAGGCGUUGGGGAAGGUGGCUUCGGUGGAGAAAGAUUUGGCGUCACAUCAUAAGGUUUUGUGUUUGGAUUCGUUGCAGAAUCGAAGAUUUGAUAAGGUUAAAGUUGUUAGAGAGACUAUGAAUCGUUCAUUGGAUAUGUGGAAGGAAGUAAAAGAUAUUUCUGAAAAUGUUCCUGCUCCGGUUAAACCUGCAUGUGCUUCAGUAGGCACUGAUGAUGGUAAAGGUCAGUAUGUGACCAAAAGUUCACCCUUUAUUGGCUCUAAAUCGUCCCAACCAAAGAAAACCGUCCCUUCAAUCAGGUCCCCUCCAUCUACCAUUUCAGUUUUAUCCUCUGGCAAAAAAGGGAGUCUUUUAAAGAGUAAUGACAAGGACUCAAGAAUGGGGACGUUGUACCAGCGGCGGGAUCAUGACAAAUCAUCCGAUGACAAACUUGAAAUGCCAGUAUUGAAGUCCUCCCUUUCAAAUACGAGUACGACCAACGAAGAUGAUAUUAAAAGGUGUGAUCUUGAAGCUUCAAAGUCAGCCUCAUAUCUGAAUGCGACAAAUUCAAAAGCUGAUGUAAAGCAAGUUUUCUAUAGCAAAAUAUCUGACGAGAAAUUGCGGAAGUUUGGUGGUGGUUCUAAAGCUCGUGUAGUUCCAUGUUCUGAUGAUGACCAGCUUGACACAGAUGUUACUGCCAACAAUGUAAAUGAUGUUUGUGAAAGCCCACAAGAUGUUGAGGAUUUGUCUUUGAUCCGGGAACAACUUCUUCAAAUUGAAAACCAGCAAUCAAACCUGUUAGACCUCCUUCAGAGAUUUAUUGGAACCUCUCAAAAUGGGAUGAAUUCUCUGGAGACACGUGUAUAUGGUCUAGAGAUGGCCUUGGAUGAAAUAUCAUAUGAUUUGGCCGUAUCAAGUGGCAGGAUUCCCAAUAGUGAUGCCAUAGAAGACAUGUGUUGCAAGCUACCUGGUACUGACUUUUUGAGUUCUAAAUUCUGGAAGAAGACAGAAAGUCGGUAUACAACGCCAAGGUUCUCUUUUGGAAGCUCAACAUCAACUAAUCUUGUGCAUAAUGCAACUGAUAGAAAUGGAAGCAAAGAAAUAUUAACUACAAAUAGCAAAAGAUUUCAGCAUCGUAGGGAUGAGGGUGGAUAUAUUGUGAAUCCAUUAGCAGAAAUUCAAAGCGAUUUGAAAGGUCGUUCAGGGCAUCAUUCGUAUAAAAUGUCUAAAAACUUUGUUCAAGAUGCUGGGAGUGCACAAGGUAACAGUUCCACCAGAUUUGACGGCAUUCCAUCAAGUGGAGUACUGAGAAGCCAAAAUAUCAGGUCAUCUGCGUAGAGAAGACAGAAUGUCAAUGGCUAUUUUAUUGCAGAAAGCAUCAGACUCACGGACACGCAGAUCACUAAUCUUCUUGCAUGUUUGUCCGAGUUGCAGCGCACGAGAGUUGGUUACCUUAUAAAGAGAUUAUUGCUAAAUUAUGUUUAGAGAAGGUUUUUCUUUUCUACAAAAUUGUCCAUAGUGAAGCAGAAUCAUCAGCAUGUGGAUUCGGAUGUAAAAUAGGCGUAGGAGUUUUCUAAAUGUGUAGCUUAAAUGUAGAAAUGUGAUGCAGACCUAGGAGUUUUCUUGAUAUGUAUCUUAAUAAUUAAAAAUUUAUAUUAUUAUAUUAUGUCUUUGGCCCUUUGCCAUUGGCAGUGGAUAGAAAAGAAAGUGAUUAUCCCGUGUUCAGAAGAAUUCACCCUCUAA
Trifolium pratense (red clover) is the source of this 2852-nucleotide messenger RNA. Its product is annotated as TORTIFOLIA1-like protein 4. Gene Ontology annotation, cellular component: microtubule. The coding region runs from base 393 to 2447 and encodes 684 amino acids. Gene Ontology annotation, molecular function: microtubule binding. The record is from RefSeq and is a predicted model, not a curated record. The transcript is spliced from 5 exons. Lineage: Eukaryota; Viridiplantae; Streptophyta; Magnoliopsida; Fabales; Fabaceae.